This is a messenger RNA of Eufriesea mexicana, 2132 nucleotides long. Its product is annotated as tubulointerstitial nephritis antigen-like. The coding region runs from base 421 to 1761 and encodes 446 amino acids. Gene Ontology annotation, molecular function: cysteine-type peptidase activity. NCBI's taxonomy places the organism in Eukaryota, Metazoa, Arthropoda, Insecta, Hymenoptera, Apidae. Gene Ontology annotation, biological process: proteolysis. The record is from RefSeq and is a predicted model, not a curated record. The transcript is spliced from 8 exons.
GGCUAGCAUUUCGCUCGGGUUUACUUUGCGUAUCGGCGGACCAGUUCGGCUCUUGCUUUCAAGCCGCCAGCACCAACUCAUCUUCCCCUAAUCGUUUCCGAUCGCAAGUUCGUCGCAACUUUCAACUUGCUUUGCGCACCAGAAUCGCAGACUUCGCGCGAACUUCAAAACGUGUUCCACAGCCAACUUCCUUACAAUUGCUCGAUUUUUUUAUAGUUGUCCGAACCGUCGCGUUCAGAAUCGCAUUCUACCGGUCGUUCGUUUCUCGCAUUCCUUAAAUCGAUCCUUUGAAAGAACAUUCAAAGAUUUUGAUGUGUGUAUCGCGGGUGUGUACCGCGAAGCAAAUGCUACCCGAUACUCGUUCAAGAAAUUAAUUAUCUUCUCGGAUCUCACAAUCAGGGAGAAACGCAAACGUAAACAAUGCGAUCACGGAAAGGCUUAAUAUGCGCCAUUUUCCUACUGAUGGUGUCUAUCGUGAACGGCAUGCCUGAUUUUUCCGGCCUAACAACCGGCUUGUACUGUGGCAAAAAAUAUCCAUUGGGCGAAUGCUGUCCUGGUCGGCAAGACGAGUGUAGUGCUCCGAUUCUCAACACUCUUUGUUACUGCGAUGACUUUUGCGACAGAACUAGAGAAGAGGACUGCUGUCCAGAUUACUGGAACCAUUGCAAAGGGAUCGAAAUUAAUGUCACUCUACCACCACCGGCAGAAAUAAGACGAUGCUACUUCCAGGGAAAAGAUUACAACGAUGGUCAAACGUUUAGGAUCAAUUGCAACAUAUGUAAAUGUGCCGCAGUGGGUAGGCGUGCUGAAGUACUUUGCGAACAGAAUCGAUGUCUACAAGAACCGGAUUUAAUAAACGAAAUCAAUUCGAACAAUCGGUUGUCAUCUUUGACUUGGAGAGCACGAAAUUAUUCGAAAUUUUGGGGUAGGACAUUAAACGAGGGUGUCCAACUUCGUCUUGGUACCUUAAAUCCAUCACGUUCGGUUUACAGAAUGAACUAUGUGCGACGGAUUUAUAAUCCGGAGUCCCUGCCACGAGAGUUCGAUGCCAGGUCACGAUGGCCUCGUGAGAUUUCGGGUGUAGACGAUCAAGGUUGGUGCGGUGCAUCGUGGGCAAUUUCCACCGCACGCGUCGCUUCUGACAGAUUUGGUGUGAUGAGUAAGGGUGCUGAUAGUGUUCUUCUUAGUGCACAGCAUUUACUUUCAUGCAACAACAGAGGACAGCAAGCUUGUAGCGGUGGAUAUUUAGACAGAGCAUGGUUGUACAUGCGAAAAUUCGGCCUAGUCGACGAAUAUUGCUACCCAUGGGAAGGCAAGAAUGAUCAGUGCAAACUACGAAAAAGAACAGACUUGAAGACCGCGGGCUGUCGCGAUCCAGUAAAUGCGCUUCGAACAGAAUUAUACAAAGUUGGUCCGGCUUAUCGGCUGGGUAACGAAACCGACAUUAUGCAAGAAAUUCUAACAUCAGGGCCAGUCCAAGCCACCAUGAGGGUCUAUCAAGACUUUUUUUCUUACGAAUCGGGAAUAUACAAACAUACAUCGACCACCGAAGACUAUGAAUUCGGUUACCAUUCGGUUAGGAUUAUUGGAUGGGGAGAAGAUACAAUAAUGCAUUAUCACGAUUUGCCGAUCAAAUAUUGGCUUGUUGUUAACUCUUGGGGUCCGCAGUGGGGUGAGGACGGUCUCUUCCGAAUUUUAAGAGGAACAAACGAGUGUGAAAUUGAAUCGUUUGUGCUGGCAGUAUGGGCGAAAACUGUCUAAUGAGAGCUACAAGAGGCAGGAUAUUGUAAUAAUUUCAGUAUAUCUUGCUUUUUCCGUAUACUCUACGCUUCCUUGGCACGUUAGCGAUAUUUUACGGACGCUGCAUUUAUUGAAACAUUGUUCAUCCUAGUCGUUUGAUGCAUUGUGCUUUAUAUUUCCGAGAAUCCAUAUAUUGUGCUAUAUAUUUCCGAUUCACCAUUGAUCCAUCAUUAUUUUUGUCAAACAUGAUUACAUAUAUCUUUACUUCACAGUAAAUAUUAAUGAAUAUUUUCCACCGAGUCGAUUAACGUUUGCGCAUAAUCAAACAGACAAAUAAAGUUUCUCUACUCUAUUGUAUUUUUUCCUUCUUACACUAAUGUCGUAUUACCCGU